Molecule: messenger RNA, 2273 nt
Organism: Melospiza georgiana
Lineage: Eukaryota; Metazoa; Chordata; Aves; Passeriformes; Passerellidae
Gene: IGF2BP2
Product: insulin like growth factor 2 mRNA binding protein 2
Exons: 17
Coding region: 13-1851 (612 amino acids)
Biological process (GO): nervous system development; regulation of gene expression
Cellular component (GO): nucleus; cytosol; cytoplasm
Molecular function (GO): mRNA 3'-UTR binding
Source: RefSeq, a predicted model, not a curated record
GGGGGGCUCCCGAUGAGGCGCCGGAGGAUGAACCAGCUGUACAUCGGCAACCUCAGCCCCGCCGCCACCGCCCAGGACCUCCGGCAGCUCUUCGGGGAGCGGCAGCUGCCCCUGCCCGGCCAGGUCCUCCUCAAGUCCGGCUACGCCUUCGUGGACUACCCGGACCAAAACUGGGCCAUCCGGGCCAUCGAGACCCUCUCGGGGAAAGUGGAGCUGCACGGCAAAGUGAUGGAAGUGGAUUAUUCCGUGCCCAAAAAGCUCAGGAGCAGGAAGAUCCAGAUCCGAAACAUCCCUCCCCACCUACAGUGGGAGGUGCUGGAUGGCCUCUUAGCUCAGUAUGGCACGGUGGAGAAUGUAGAGCAAGUGAACACAGACACAGAAACUGCCGUUGUCAACGUGACCUACGCCACCAAGGAGGAGGCCAAAGUAGCCAUAGAGAAGCUGAGCGACCAGCAGUUAGAGAACUGUUCCUUCAAGAUUUCCUACAUCCCGGAUGAAGAGGUGAGCUCCCCUCCGCCCCCCCAGCGAUCCCGCCGCGGGGGCCACUCCUCCAGGGAGCGGGGCUCCUCCCCAGGGGGCUCCUCACAGCCCAAACAGCUCGAGUUCCCACUGAGGAUGCUGGUGCCCACGCAGUUUGUUGGUGCGAUCAUAGGAAAGGAGGGCUUGACCAUAAAGAACCUUACUAAGCAAACCCAGUCCAAGGUUGACAUCCAUCGGAAGGAGAACGCCGGCGCUGCCGAGAAGCCCAUCACCAUCCACGCCACGCCAGAGGGGUGCUCGGAAGCGUGCCGCAUGAUCCUGGACAUCAUGCAGAAGGAGGCUGAUGAAACGAAAUCAGCAGAAGAGAUUCCCUUGAAAAUCCUGGCACACAACAGCCUGGUGGGGAGGUUGAUUGGCAAGGAGGGCCGCAACCUCAAGAAGAUUGAGCAGGACACGGGCACCAAGAUCACCAUCUCCCCCUUGCAGGACCUGACCAUCUACAACCCCGAGCGCACCAUCACGGUGAAGGGCAGCACGGAGGCCUGCUCCAACGCCGAGGUGGAGAUCAUGAAGAAGCUGCGCGAGGCCUACGAGAGCGACGUGGUGGCCGUCAACCAACAAGCCAACCUGAUCCCAGGGCUGAACCUUAGUGCUUUGGGCAUCUUCUCCACAGGGCUGUCCAUGCUGCCAUCCACCCCCGGGGCCCGGGGGGCUGCAGCUGCCACCCCCUACCACCCCUUUGCACAGCAGAGCGGGCGGAGGAGGACGGGCUCCUCAGCCUAUCUGUCGAGUCUGUACAGAGCCCCCCCAGCUGGAGCCUUCCCCCAUCAGCAUCCUGUGCCGGAGCAGGAGGUUGUGAACUUGUUCAUCCCAACACAGGCAGUGGGGGCCAUCAUUGGGAAGAAGGGGCAGCACAUCAAGCAGCUGGCACGGUUUGCUGGCGCCUCCAUCAAGAUUGCCCCAGCAGAAGGGCCGGAUGCCAGCGAGCGCAUGGUGAUCAUCACAGGGCCACCCGAGGCUCAGUUCAAGGCCCAGGGGCGAAUAUUUGGGAAGCUGAAAGAGGAGAACUUCUUUAACCCGAAAGAAGAAGUGAAGCUCGAAGCACACAUCAAGGUGCCUUCCUUCGCCGCCGGCCGCGUCAUCGGCAAGGGUGGCAAGACGGUGAAUGAACUGCAGAACUUAACGAGCGCAGAAGUCAUCGUGCCACGAGACCAAACCCCGGACGAGAACGAGGAGGUCGUCGUCAAAAUCAUUGGGCAUUUCUUUGCCAGUCAGACUGCCCAGCGCAAGAUCAGGGAAAUCGUGCAGCAGGUGAAGCAGCAGGAGCACAAACACGCUCAGGGAGCCGCGGCCUCGCAGCACAGCAAGUGAGGCUCCCGCCAGCACCGCCCGACGAAUGUAACCCCCCGCCGCCAGCGCCGGCCCCAGCAGGUCAGGGGACAAACCAAAGACCCCCGAGCCCCCCGGCUGGCAGCCCGGGGCACGGGGGGCUCUCUCCAGCCCGCAGCUUCCGCCUUACUCACCGCCUCCCGCGCCGCUCCCCGCCGGUCAGUCAGACUAACCCAGGCAGAGAGAGAGGUGGUUUUUAGUUUGGAAUUCUCCCCAAACCUGCCCAUUCCACCCCCGAGGAGCUCGCCCGGCCUGGGGGGGCCGUGGCGCCCCGUUAAUUUAGAAUUAAUAUAUCAGUAACAGAACUAACGCCAAUUUUUAAGUUUUGUAAGAUUUUAUUUUUUAACUCACUUUUUAAAAAGUUUUUUGGGGGGGGGGGAUGUUUGUUUUUAGCAAAAGCAGGC